UGACAUCGAAAAGCAUGAAAAUGGGAGGGAACGGAAGAAAGAGGAGAAAUGGCAGAAACCAACAAAAAAAUGGGCAGUGGAGAGGAAGUGGAAGAAAUGACAGCAAUGGCAGAGAAGAGAUAAAACCCACAUUCUGAUUAAGCCCCUCUUAGUCUUCUCCCCCUUUUCGCCUUCUUUCCCUGCUUCUUUCUUGUCUCUAUUGCGAUUUCUGAGUGGAAAACUUGUACGAUUCCUUUUCCUCACUUAACUUUCUGUCGGCCCCCUUUUAUGUAUUUGUUUAUUUACUAACUUUCUGGGUCUGAUGAAGACGCCAUUAUCGUUCUUUCCCCCUUCUUGCCUCUCGCCUCUCUGCACCUGCCAUGGGUUUCUCUCCCUCCUCUUCUUGCCUUGCCAAUUCCCCCUUAUCAAUUAAGAUUACAAAGCCCUGUUGUGAUGUCAGAAUUGGCCAAAGAUCCUCUAUCUCUACAAGAAGCCAUAAGCCCAAUCUUUCAGUUAAUGGUUUGACUGCAGAUGUGUCAUCAAGAAAAUGGAGUUUCAUUACAGGAUCAAGGAUUCUUCUUAAACCAAAACUUGCAGGAGUAGAUUUGUCCAAGAAAGCCCACGGAGUACACGCUUCAUGGUUGGCAAAUGCUCAAAUUGCUAGCAAUGCUUUUACUCUAGGUACAGUAGCUGUUCUCCCAUUUUAUGGCCUCAUGGUUCUGGCUCCAAAAUCAGAAUUGACUAAGAGGUCUAUGCAAAGUAACAUACCAUAUGUGGUGCUUGGGCUUCUAUAUGCUUAUCUUCUGUACCUUUCUUGGACACCCGAAACCGUGCAGCUUAUUUUUGCCAGUAAAUACUGGCUGCCUGAGCUGCCUGGAAUGUCAAAGAUGUUCUCCAGUGAAAUGACAUUGGCUUCUGCUUGGAUUCACCUGCUGGUUGUGGACCUUUUUGCUGCAAGGCAGGUGUUCCACGAUGGACUCGAGAAUCAAAUUGAGACCCGACAUUCAGUCUCUCUUUGCCUCUUCUUUUGCCCCAUAGGAGUUCUCAUUCAUGUUAUCACCAAAGCACUAACCACAAGAUCUGGUCCUGCAAAACAUGGUACAUAACAAGGCAGAGUAGAUCAACUAGUGCUUCACCCAUCCCUUUGCAAUUUGUUAUUCUAAGCUCCGAUUUGCCGAUGCCAUCUGAAUUUGAAAGUUAUGUAACUUUUAGCACAGUAUUUGAUGCCUAGGAAUCUAUGUUUGGGUUCAAAGUUCAAACAGAUUUCAAAAAUCCCAGUUUAUAGAGAACUUGAAAAAAGUUCGAUUUUGUGUUCCAAUUA
Messenger RNA from Momordica charantia (bitter melon), 1300 nucleotides. NCBI's taxonomy places the organism in Eukaryota, Viridiplantae, Streptophyta, Magnoliopsida, Cucurbitales, Cucurbitaceae. The record is from RefSeq and is a predicted model, not a curated record.